AUGGCCUACCCUUUUUCAGAAGAAGAAAAGAGGUUGAUCCUCGCAGAAGUCAUCAAGACCAGCAACUUAGACCUGGGCCAUCUGGUUGACUUUCUGAAACUACACAAAACCGAGCCGAACUGGCUCAAAAUGCAGCUGCCUCCUGGCCGUACGAUGGAGCAGUGCAUACAAGUCACUGAACAGAUGUUCCAAGGGCCCAUGAGAAUACCAGAUCUGAAGCGCAAGCCUGUUGGUGAUCUCCUCGACAAGCCAUCCAAACGUCUGGCACUAGCUUCUCCGAUGGAACCUCCUGCACAGCUGCCGCCACUGGCUUCUGCUUCACAAGGACCGUCUGCUUACGCGAAUCCGAUGUCUGUACGAUCUCUCUUACCAGCGCCCACGCAACUGCAGCAAACUCCACUACCAAACAUACAGCCGAGACAGAUGAACGCUGGCCCAGAGAGUGGCACGGCGUCCAACGGUUAUCCGAGCCCAAACCAGCCGCCCGCAGCGCCGCCCCCGCCUCGUAAGAGAGGAAGGCCGUCGCGAGCAGAUAAGGCGAGGCAACUUAGAGCGAUGCUUCCCCAACAUUUCACGCCCCUGGCUCCAGCACCUGCACCACGCAAUUCGGCUGGGGAAAGUCCCAGCACCCCGGCAGAGAGCUCAGCCUACAGUUUAUCACCAGGCCCAGCCUCGGAGACAACUGGCGAGCCCCCAAGGAAGAAACGUGGGCGACCUAGGUCAACGGACAAAGCUGUACCAGAGUUACCGGGCACUUAUACCUAUAGAGUCGACCAACCCAGGACACUGUCGGGUCGGUCCACGCCAAGCGAGACUCCCCGCGGCCGGUCUGACGAGAUGCGCCAAGAUCCAUAUCCCGAGCGCGAGCAACUUCCAGAAUCGGAGAAAGAACGAGCCAUACCACAUAUUGGGCAUUUGACGCAGGAAGGACUGGCGAGAUAG
Messenger RNA from Colletotrichum gloeosporioides, 942 nucleotides. RefSeq lists its product as uncharacterized. The transcript has 4 exons. NCBI's taxonomy places the organism in Eukaryota, Fungi, Ascomycota, Sordariomycetes, Glomerellales, Glomerellaceae. The coding region runs from base 1 to 942 and encodes 313 amino acids. The record is from RefSeq and is a predicted model, not a curated record.